CCACGAGAAACGGCCCCACCACCUGGAAAACCCGAGAACCAGAUUGGAACAACAGCACCCUAUCUAGGGACCCUAAUUGUAACUAGUUAUCUACACGACCGCACCUGUCUUCCACUGCCAACUUCACUCUCUUUACAAAUUUUAGUUGGAGAGUGUAGAUGCAUUCAUGGAAUGUGGUGCUGUCCAAAGAAUUUCUCGAUGUAAAAAAAAAUUACCAGACAUCAGUUAACCUAGCCAGCCGUACUGUGUAAUUAUCUCGAACAUUUAUUCAAUUCUCGUGCAUCGAAAUAGAGAAACUUAAGUGACGAAGUCUCUCAUUUCCAUAAUGCUACCGAUGAAGUAAAUCAAUUGUGUUCUAUGUAUGGAGGUGAAUAGGAGUAGUAGUAGUAGACUACAGUCGUAGAGGUACUGUAUUUUUCCUUGAAAUAUAUUCACUGGAGUAACUAUGGACAGCUCGGAGUAUGAAUUAGUCCGUAACUUGACACUGCUCUUCUUUUUCGAACGUUUAAUGGAUAAAGGUGGGCCACGUACGCUUCACGAUUUAAGUUGUCAAUUUGGAGCUAAAGGUUUCACAAAAGAAAUGAGACAAAUUGCUGGUGGAUCACAAAGUGGCCUGCGUAAAUUCCUAGCUCAAUAUCCAACAUUAUUUGUUAUUGAUGGCGAUUAUGUAUCUGUCAACACUUUUCAACCAGUUAUUGAGCAAGACGAGGGAAGUAAAGUGAACAACAAAAGGGAUUAUGCACGAGAGGCUGUUGAAUAUUUUACGAAUAAAUUAGUGCAGUACGGCGAUGGGGCUGAAGUGCCGAUUAAAAGUCUUCUGGGCCAUCGUUCACAGGCCUCACCGGAAGUUAGACAUAUUUCAGGUCAGCAUUAUCGAGAGUUUCGUGAUUUUUUGAUGAAAUACUCCGAUGAUUUUAUUGUUGUCGAUGAAAAUGUCAAGCUCAAGCGUUUCGAAGGAAUGGAGGCUGUGCCAUUCAAGGAAUUGGAACCGGAAAUACCAGUUGAUCAAGAAGUUACCCGAAAGUUACUUGACUUCUUUAUUGAUUGUAUCGAGAAACAGAGAAUGAACACUGUUGAACAAUUGUUGAGUGCUGUUUCCUCGAAAUUUCCUCAAGACAUGUGGUCAACGAUAUUCAGCACUCCCCAGGAUUUGACGACUUUUUUAAAGAUGUUUCCUGAUGCCUUCAAUGUACAGAAGAAUAUGGUAUCAAUACAUACGAAACCAAAAUUUACUUCUGAUAAUGGAACCAAGAAUGAGGGAAAGAGGAAAGAGAGUUGUGAUAAGACCGAUGAGUUACAGCAGAGCAGAACUCUAUCACCUUCGGUAACAUCCGGAGGACAGGGUCAAUAUAUUUUCAAUUCAGUGGAAAAACAAAUUUGUAGUGACAGUGGCAACGAUGAUUAUCAAUCUUCCAUAGAAUCGAAUUCACAUUCACCACCCGUUAGUUUGCAACAACAAACUUUGAAGCAGCGGAUUAAUACAUUGGUCAUGAAAACUCUGGCUGAUAAUACUGAAAGAGAUAGAAAUUUACAUGCGACUCAAGUUGGUGAUGCAUGGAAAUUGAAGAUAUUUCAGCAGACUAGAGUUAUCGUUAAUGUUAGAGAAUCACUGCAUAUAAUUGAUGAAAUAAUGAAUCCUCAACGAGGAACAGCUGAUGGUAAAAUUGUUGUUUCCUUCGAUUGCGAAGGUAUCAAUGUCGGUGCUAAAGGCCAACUGACGCUUGUACAGAUUGGAACUGCUCAGGGCCACGUUUAUAUUUUCGAUUUGUUUACAUCACCGAAUUUGAUCACGGGCUUACGCCAACUUUUGGAGAAUCCAAAUGUUGUAAAGGUAAUUCAUGACUGCAGGAAUGACAGUGUGAAUCUAUUCAAUCAAUUUGGAAUCGUUCUGAAUAAUGUGUUCGAUACUCAGGCAGCACAUGCAGUAAUCCAGUAUCAAGAUGUAGGGAAGCCCGUUUACAAAGUGAAAAGUGUUAAUCUGAAUACACUCUGUGAGAUGUAUGGAGCUCCAUGUAAUCCACUAAAGGAGCAAUUAAAGUAUAUUUAUCGACGUGAUCAAAAAUACUGGUCGCGUCGACCAAUGUCACGGGAUAUGCUGAUUUACGCCACCAGUGAUGUUCUUGGACUCGUGCCUCAAGUAUACAAUGCAAUGUUUAGACUCAUUCGACCGGAGACGCAAAGCCUUUUCAAAGAAUUGUGCGAAGAACAAGUGCAGAUGCAUAUAAAUACAGCUGAAGUAAAAUCUCGCAAGAAACAACGGAAGAUGGAAACCGAAGUAAUGGAUUUGCGCAGGAGAAUGGAGGAAACAACUGGAAAAAAUAUUGUAUUGAGUAAUCGUGAAAUUCGCCUCCUGCGAUAUUUAUCUCUGACUGAGGAUGAAAAAGAAAAACUGAAAGGUUGUUACAAAGUUGCAAAGAAAUUGGAAAAACUGGAGAGUUUAGGUCAGGAUAAAAAUGAGAGUUCUGAUGAUGAUGAUGACGAUUGUUUUGACGAUGAGGAAAAAAACGAAGAAUAUCCAAGUUUAGAUAGUUGUACUUCUGACAAUUCUCAAAAUGACAUAACGUCCAAAAUGGAAUCUCCAUCAUUGACGGAGACCAUGAAAAUGGUCGAUGAAGUUCUCCAGGAUGGUCAGAUGGAUGGUUUUGAAAGAAUUGACAAACUAGAAGCCAUUUUAUCAGCCGUUAGUUGUUCAACUGACAAAUUACUCAGUGAUUCCGUCCACAUAAAUAGCCCCAACUGCAUGUGUCAGGGAUUUUCUCCAGUAAAAUCCGCAGUUCAACGUUCUGAAGCAGCAUGUCAGACACUUAGCACUGGCGAUAUUGUUAUAACGAGAAUAUUUUUCGUUGAGGAGGAGAAAGAAAGGACGAAAUUACUGAAUUCGCCAAAAAAAUGAUUUUUCAUAUAUUUUUAUUAAACUAACUGGUAUACUGAAUUUUUAUUAACUGAAUCAUUGAAUAGUCAUGUACUAGAAAUUUUAUGAUGUUACGCAAUAUUUAACACUGAUAGCUCAUCAGCUAUAAUUAUAUGAAUCGUAUGUGCGAAGAGGAGACGAUAUUUUUUCUAAAAAAAAAAACAAAAAACGAAAGCCUUAUUCUAACCGUUGACUUUUUUAUAUAACAAUUUUAACUGGUUUUAUGCAGAGUUCAAUAAAUCAUUGUGAA
Messenger RNA from Diachasmimorpha longicaudata, 3161 nucleotides. RefSeq names its product egalitarian protein homolog (gene egl). The record is from RefSeq and is a predicted model, not a curated record. Gene Ontology annotation, molecular function: 3'-5' exonuclease activity; nucleic acid binding. The coding region runs from base 446 to 2893 and encodes 815 amino acids. Lineage: Eukaryota; Metazoa; Arthropoda; Insecta; Hymenoptera; Braconidae. Gene Ontology annotation, biological process: nucleobase-containing compound metabolic process. The transcript has 5 exons.